Komagataella phaffii GS115 is the source of this 1266-nucleotide messenger RNA. RefSeq names its product 5-phospho-ribosyl-1(alpha)-pyrophosphate synthetase, synthesizes PRPP. Gene Ontology annotation, cellular component: cytoplasm; ribose phosphate diphosphokinase complex. The record is from RefSeq and is a predicted model, not a curated record. NCBI's taxonomy places the organism in Eukaryota, Fungi, Ascomycota, Pichiomycetes, Pichiales, Pichiaceae. The coding region runs from base 1 to 1266 and encodes 421 amino acids. The transcript has a single exon. Gene Ontology annotation, molecular function: magnesium ion binding; ribose phosphate diphosphokinase activity. Gene Ontology annotation, biological process: ribonucleoside monophosphate biosynthetic process; 5-phosphoribose 1-diphosphate biosynthetic process; purine nucleotide biosynthetic process.
AUGAGGGAUCUUAUAGUGCUGAGUGGCUCCUCAAAUCCACAACUGACGGCCAGGAUCUGUAAACAGCUAGGUGUUCCCAAAGGUGAAGUUAUAUCUACGAAAUUUGCGAACGGUGAGACCUCUGUCACUGUAGUUGAUUCAGUGAGAGAAAAAGAUGUAUAUAUCGUCCAAUCUGGCUGUGGUCACACAAACGACAACUUCUUUGAGUUACUGAUCAUGAUAUCGGCUUGCAAGACUGCCUCUGCGAAACGGGUGACAGCAGUGCUUCCUCUUUUUCCUUACUCCCGUCAGCCAGAUCUUCCGUACAACAAGAAUGGUUACUCAGUAAACGGAAAGAGAGAAUUUGAUAGCUCUCCAGGAACUCCAAUUCCAAAUAGCACUGCCAGUGAAUCCACUGAUUAUCUGACCUCUAGUGUCGUUAAGGAUACCUCUAAUGACAUGCGCAAGUCAACGCUCAUUAACCAACCAGUUCCUACUCCAACUGCCUCAUCAUCGUCUUCCCUUUUGAACAAUAAUAAUACAGACGAUAGUCCAACAUAUAAGGAAUGGAUUGCUCAGUCUGGAACUUUGGUUGCCAACUUAUUAACCACUGCAGGUGCUGAUCAUAUUAUUACCAUGGAUCUGCAUGACCCUCAAUUUCAAGGUUUCUUUGAUAUCCCAGUCGAUAAUUUGUACUCAAAGCCGCUGUUGCAGCAUUAUAUUGCUAACAACAUUCCGGAUUUCCAGAACGCUGUUGUUGUUUCUCCCGAUUCUGGUGGUGCUAAGAGAGCUAUUGCCGUUGCUGACCAAUUGGGUAUGUCCUUUGCUUUAAUUCACAAGGAGCGUAGAUACAGGAAACUGAUCAACCCGACUACGCUUGACCAAUCUCUUUUGAUAAGCUCCACCAUCACUCCAUCUAAUAGUAAUAAAGUCAUUGCCACCACCAUGUUGGUAGGUGACGUGGCUGGAAAAGUAUGUGUUCUUAUUGAUGAUUUAGUCGACACAUCCUAUACAAUUACCAGGGCGGCAUCCUUAUUGAAGGAUCAGGGAGCCACAUAUGUAUAUGCAUUAGUCACACAUGGUGUGUUUUCAGGAGAUGCAAUCAAUAGAAUCAACGACUCAGCUAUUGAUAAGAUCAUCACCACUACAUCGACUCCACAGGAUGGUCAUGCGAAGCAACUUGGUACUAAGCUAGAAGUCCUUGAUGUUUCAAGGAUUCUUGCAGAAGCAAUUAGAAGGAUUAACAAUGGAGAAUCGGUAUCUAUGUUGUUUGAACAUGGAUGGUGA